ACAACAGAGUAUCAAGAUGUCUAUUAUUGCUGUUAAGAAGAUACCAUUUCGUUGUUCGUUGCCAAAUUUGGUGAAAAUGGUAGCGAAGAUAAUUAAAGGGCAGUUUGAAGCGUUGAAUUUCGCAAAUGACAAGCAUGGAGAAAAACUAUGUUACCUUCGAUUGUCGGAGAGGUUAGACCCUCAGCAAGUUGUGGAGCGCAUCCAAACGAUGACUAAAUUCGGUGCUUUUAUACCCGAUCAUGUACCAGAUCUUCCAUUGGCAUCAAAGCGUGGUAGGAUACCGUUUAAGUUGCGACGCUCUCUCAAAAUACAAAAAGAAACAAAACCUGAAGACGUUUUAGUAAUCACCCAUAACGAGAUCCUCACAGAGAUGCAGAGCAAAUAUACUGGCUUGUACAAUCUUAGCAAGAAAAUCGGGCAUAAACUUCUGGACAGUAUUGCACAGACCAUCUUCCAGCGUCUCAAGCACAUAUUGGAAACCAAUGAGGAGAGUCUCGUAUCGGGUUUCAUGUUGAGCAAGUACUACCGCAAGCUGCAUCCGCACUUUGGGGACUUCCAAUUAAUUCUCUCGACAUUGCAUAAGCUGCAAGAUGCAACAGGUGUCCCUCGAGCUCAGUUAUCUGAAAGUGAACUUAUUGCUGUUGGUUCUCAGCCUUCUGUGGUGGACAACAUUCCGUUUGACAAAAUUCAGUCCGCUUGCAUGAAAUAUUCAGAUAAAAUUAUUGCUAAGGUAACGGAGCAUGUAAAUAGCCUGAAUACGGACACGGCGGACGGUGACACAGAAGAGGAUUUAGCGAGGAAGAGAGUUCGAGAAGAACUUAAAAAAAUUUCUCCUUAUUUACCCAUGAUCAUCAAGCAAGUGGUGUCAAGUCACUUCAUCCCUCAAAAAACGCCCUACCUUAAAGUUAGGAUAUACGGCGAGCCGUUCCUUCCGACGAAGGAACAGAUGUCUCCUUUCGUGAAACGGUACCACGCGGUGAAGAUAAUGAGAUCGGACCGGAUGUUCAAUAUACUGCGAUUCAACGUGCCCUUGCAGCAUUAUGGGACAUUGCUUGCUAUGGACGGGACUGUCGUAGGAGGCGCAAAACUGACAAUCCGGUCAUCAGACGUACCGUUAUACAAGCCAAAUGAUGCCCUUAUAGCGCAAAUGAAAGCUGUCUUCGGGGUGGCCCAUGAGCCGGGUGACCAGUCGUGCUUGGCCGAUGAUGAUUGGGCAGAAGACGCUGCAGAGUGAAACAGACAGGGGUCUUAUUUAAUAAUUCAGUAUUCAAGCGAAUACUUAUCUUAAGUAACACGAGAAGACGACAAGCUGACUGUUUUUUUUUUUCAGUUAGAUAUAUAGAAGAAUGUAAAAGAAUAAGUUCUAAUUGAAAGUGUGACCAAUACAAGCGAAAAUAAAACAUUUAAGCGGUGAUACUUGUUACGUCAUCGAAGUUUGCUUGGAAGGGAACAUCGAAGGAAAGAGAAAGACCUGGACUAGACCAUAAUAUAAAUAAGUUGUUGCCUGUCUCCGUAGCCGAAGGGUUAUAAGUUGGCGAAAUAUUAUUUCUAUAGUGUUUUUUUUUUUGAAGACUGAGUCAAAUGACAGUUUAUAGCGCAAUAGUGUUGCCCGCUUACGAGCAGCUAGUGUUUGCAGUCGAUAAAUAACCUAUCGGCUGAAUAUUGGUCACGCUUAUGGAAUAAAUAGCCAAACUUGUUUCAUUUGAAUCAUCCUCGACCUAUUAUUUCAUCCAAUUACAGAGCACAAGUUCAUUUGAAUUGUCAAUUUUUGUAAGUUCAUA
Messenger RNA from Hyposmocoma kahamanoa, 1781 nucleotides. RefSeq lists its product as uncharacterized. The record is from RefSeq and is a predicted model, not a curated record. NCBI's taxonomy places the organism in Eukaryota, Metazoa, Arthropoda, Insecta, Lepidoptera, Cosmopterigidae. The transcript has 10 exons. The coding region runs from base 17 to 1234 and encodes 405 amino acids.